Messenger RNA from Syngnathus acus (greater pipefish), 1560 nucleotides. It is a transcript of the gene mettl15, whose product is annotated as methyltransferase like 15. The transcript has 6 exons. Lineage: Eukaryota; Metazoa; Chordata; Actinopteri; Syngnathiformes; Syngnathidae. Gene Ontology annotation, molecular function: rRNA (cytosine-N4-)-methyltransferase activity. The record is from RefSeq and is a predicted model, not a curated record. The coding region runs from base 136 to 1311 and encodes 391 amino acids. Gene Ontology annotation, biological process: rRNA base methylation.
ACAUCACCAACAUGCUGCUGUUUGUGGGUGGAGCUACGCGUUAGCUACUUCCGGUUAAGGUCAACCUUCUGAUCGCGUCCUGAAAUGUUAACUAUGUGGACACUUCAUCGUGAUUAAGUUUAAGUCAAACUAAGGAUGGCGAUUUUCCGUAUUCCCACUCCCCGACAGUUUCAGAAAACACGUUUGGCUGUGCAGACAGUGAAGAAAUUAUGGAAUUUAAAUUUGGACUCUCAGACAGUUGGCCUUUGUGGCUUCUCUGGUGCUGGUUCUUUGUGUAAAUUGGAAGAACUGCAUGUUUCAAAUGAAAAGCCUCCACAUGUUCCUGCAAUGCUCAAAGAAGUACUUCAACACUUGGACAUCCACCCAGGCCAAGUGGUCCUCGACAUGACGUUUGGUGGUGGUGGUCAUACCAAGGCAAUACUUGAAGCAGUUUCUGACGUUACAGUCCUGGCCUUAGACCGGGAUCCCAUGGCAAUUCACCUCGCCCAAGAGUUAGCCAAGGAAAACCCUGGCCGAAUAAAACCAUUACUUGGACUAUUCAGCGAGCUUGAAGCCCUGCUCGCUAGCAUCCAUGUUAAAGCAGGCAGUAUCGAUGCCAUACUGUUGGAUGCUGGCUGUUCUUCCAUGCAAUUGGAUCAUGCAGAAAGAGGCUUCUCACUCAGCAAAGAUGGGCCCUUGGACAUGAGAAUGGAUGGAGAAAGGUUCUCCGACAUGCCCUGUGCUGCUGACGUGGUGAAUACCUUAGAUCAACAGGCUCUUGCCUCUAUCCUCAGUGCAUAUGGUGAGGAGAGACACGCCAGGAAAAUAGCUUCAGCUAUUGUGGAAGCACGGCGUGUCAACCCCAUCACCCGGACACAGCAGCUUGCAAGUGUAGUAGCAGAAUCUUUUCCUGCAGCUGCUAUCUAUGCUCGGAAGGACAAACUCCACCGACCUGCACAUGUAGCCACAAAGACAUUUCAGGCUCUGCGCAUUUUUGUGAAUGAUGAGUUGAACCAACUUCAUGCUGGUCUACGCGCUGCCCAGACAGCACUGAGAUCUGGAGGACGUCUCUGCAUCAUCACGUUUCACUCUCUAGAAGACCGACUGGUCAAGCGCUUCCUUCAGGGUGAUGAUUUGUCUCAUUUAGAAAAGGAUCACUUUGGCCUGGCGAAGAAAGGUACAGGAAAGGACAAAUUGGCUGGGACUAAAAAGGAUAUAGCAAGUGCUUAUUGGCGUCCUUUGUUAAAAAAAGUGAUCACACCAAACAAGGAUGACGUCAAAGAAAACGCCCGUGCACGCUCUGCAAAACUUAGGGUAGCACUCAGGUGUUAGUUAUGUUUUUUUUAUUUUUGUGUCUUUGUUUUUACAAUUUAAUGUGAAGGUUUCGCUGUAUAGGAUGUAUCGUAUUUUCAAUCAUCAACAAUCACAUUUAAAAAUAAAGGUCAGUUCAAACAAACAGUUCUAAAAAGAUUUGAUAAAAAUGUAUAUAAAAGUUAAAUAUUGUACAACUGAACUGUGCUGAACAAAUGUUCCGUACUGGAUUCAAAGUUGAAGUUGCUGUUAUAAAGUUUGAACAUCUCA